AUGCAGACCAACUCGAUUCUCGUCAGCUUUCUCGCCUCGGGCCUCACCGUCGCUGCUCUCCAGUCCUACACCGACCCUGCCGACUGCACGCCUUCAGGUGUUGCUUAUAUGUCUCCAAUGCACACGAGUCCUGCGCAGGUGGCCCCGGAAGCAACCUCUUCCAUGGGCAUUGACAAGUACGACACUCCCUCUGGCCCUUAUGCCAGUCCCCAAAUGGAGCACACCUCCAAUGUCCCAACGCAGCACACCUCCAAUGCCCCCGUGGAGCAGACUCCCAGCCCAAGCCACGUCACUGUCCAUCAGUCUGAGAGUCCCGACUGGACCACCUCGAGCUAUCCUUAUCAGUACACCGGCGUGCACACUUCGAACAGCCCCCAGAGCAGCAUUACUGGCGCAUUCAAGACUUCCAAGAUGAUCACGACUGCUGCCCCUACCUACUACAAUCCUGUUCAGAGUGUUGCCCACCGCAUGGGUGCUCAAGGUUUGUUCCUCGCGACUGUCGUUGCUGGUCUUCUCUUCUUGUAA
Molecule: messenger RNA, 525 nt
Organism: Beauveria bassiana ARSEF 2860
Lineage: Eukaryota; Fungi; Ascomycota; Sordariomycetes; Hypocreales; Cordycipitaceae
Exons: 1
Coding region: 1-525 (174 amino acids)
Source: RefSeq, a predicted model, not a curated record